AUGUUGUCACCAGCGAAAUCUCUUCGUUACAUCGCCCGUGCUCGUACCUUCAGUUCCUCAUCUACUCUCAGCGCUCUCAGUGCUGCUGCUCUUCCUAAAGCAGAACAACUGUCUUCGGAAUGGAAGGGAACAAGUGCUACCGGAGGCACCACCAAGAAUUUCAUUGGAGGCCAGUUCGCGUCGCAAACGUUGAUUUCUCGCGUCCCCCAAACGACCAGCGCAGAAUUUGAACAAGCGGUCGAAGCCGCUUCGGAAGCCUACAAAUCGUGGAGCCGAACUAGUGUCCUUGGACGUCAACGUUUUGCUAUAGAGCUUCAAUCUCUGCUUCGUCAGAACGCAGAUGCUAUUGCCAGCAGCAUCGCUCAUGCUCACGGUGACCUCCUUCGUGGGUUGCAAGUCGUGGAGUCCGCAAUCGGUAUCACUUCUACCCUUCUGGGUGAGAAAAUAGAAGUCAGCAAAGAUAUGGACACAGAAGUACGAAAAGUACCUCUAGGCGUGUGUGCAAGCAUCGCCCCCUUCAAUUUCCCAGCAAUGAUCCCUCUCUGGACAAUUCCCAUGGCUGCCGUCACAGGCAACACUUUGAUCCUGAAACCCUCGGAACGCGACCCCGGCGCCGCUAUGAUUAUAGCUGAGCUAUGCCAGCGUGCAGGUCUUCCUCCCGGUGUUCUGAACAUCGUUCACGGAGGUGUCCCAACGGCUAUCAGCUUCGUCGGAGGCGACAGAGCUGGAAAGCACAUUUAUGACAGGGGAACGCAAAACGGUAAACGCGUGCAGGCUAAUAUGGGUGCCAAGAACCACGCUAUCAUUAUGCCUGAUGCUAACAGAAAUUUGGCUCUGAACUCGAUUAUUGGCGCCGCUUUCGGAGCUGCCGGUCAACGAUGUAUGGCCAUCUCUGUCGCAUUGCUCGUUGGAGAGUCACAAUCGUGGUUACCGGAGCUCGUGGAGCGCGCUCAGAACCUCAAAGUCGAUGGUGGCUUUGAGCGAGGAGCAGACCUCGGUCCUCUGAUCUCUCCGGCUGCGAAGAACCGGGUGACAAGUCUUAUAUCGUCAGCUGAGGAGCAAGGGGGAAAAAUAUACCUUGAUGGACGGGGUAUCCCAGUUCCUGGAUAUCCUGAUGGAAACUUCAUCGGCCCCACAGUCAUCGAGGCCAACACUACGAUGAAGUGCUACCGGGAAGAGAUCUUUGGACCGGUCUUAGUGGUUGUGAAAGCUGAUACGCUCGACGAUGCUUUAGAUAUUAUCAAUUCAAAUAGGUAUGGAAAUGGUGCGGCGAUAUUUACGCAGUCAGGAGCGACAGCCCGGAAAUUCGAAUCUGAGGUUAACGUCGGCCAACUUGGUAUCAACGUUCCAAUUCCUGUGCCAUUGCCUAUGUUUGCUUGGAGCGGAAACAAGGGAAGUGCGUUGGGUGACAUAGGCUUUUACGGUAAAAGCCUUUGGAGAGCUGAGGACGCUGCUGGAACCCGAGCAUCUGUUAAUAUGCCCACGCACCAUUAA
Messenger RNA from Desarmillaria tabescens, 1494 nucleotides. RefSeq names its product methylmalonate-semialdehyde dehydrogenase. The transcript is spliced from 18 exons. Gene Ontology annotation, cellular component: mitochondrion. NCBI's taxonomy places the organism in Eukaryota, Fungi, Basidiomycota, Agaricomycetes, Agaricales, Physalacriaceae. Gene Ontology annotation, molecular function: malonate-semialdehyde dehydrogenase (acetylating, [NAD(P)+]) activity; methylmalonate-semialdehyde dehydrogenase (acylating, NAD+) activity. Gene Ontology annotation, biological process: L-valine catabolic process; thymine catabolic process. Bases 1 to 1494 code for a protein of 497 amino acids. The record is from RefSeq and is a predicted model, not a curated record.